This is a messenger RNA of Ramularia collo-cygni, 681 nucleotides long. RefSeq lists its product as uncharacterized. NCBI's taxonomy places the organism in Eukaryota, Fungi, Ascomycota, Dothideomycetes, Mycosphaerellales, Mycosphaerellaceae. The record is from RefSeq and is a predicted model, not a curated record. The coding region runs from base 1 to 681 and encodes 226 amino acids. The transcript has 3 exons.
AUGAAAUAUUACCGCGCUUAUACCACCUUUGUGGUUACCUACUGUCUAAGCGCUUUCGUUGUGUUGGCGUUUCCUCCCAUGCAUCGCAGCCACUGUAGGAGCACUCAUAUAACCAUCUUGGCUGGCAUUCGGACCACUAGGAAUGGCCAGAGUGGGAGGCUGCUCCCUCAACGUCGUGACAUUGGUGACCAUCAGGUGURGCAUCAGAUUGAGGAUGGUCAGGUGCUUGACUUUUUCGAUAUUUCUGCUUUGAAACGUGGCGUUGAGCACGCUGUCUGGGACAACAAAGGCAACGUGUACACUGCAACCAAGCAUGCGAUUACGGACGACAACGUUUUGACAGUUCAUCUGGGUGGCCAUUUAGCCUCAGAACAAGGUCACCGAGUUGUGAAGCGCGCAGAAAAGCUAGCGAGUCGAGCUGAUGCCAGUGUUGAUAGUAUUUCAGCGUCCUGGAGCUACACAGGCUCUGCCUUUGAUAGUUAUGGACAAAGUGACGCGGACAAGGAUGGUCAACGAUUUUAUUAUGACAUGUUCGUCGGCGAGAACCGUGACCAGAUCACAGGUCCAUUCGACUGCACUACCCUUAGAGCACCUAAUGGGGACAAUGAGAAGAUCAACAUAUCUCUUACACCGCAAGAAAAAGGCCUCACCACGGAGAUCGAGCCAGCUUGCGGUGCCUGA